Messenger RNA from Bacillus rossius redtenbacheri, 2611 nucleotides. Its product is annotated as mucin-4-like. The coding region runs from base 262 to 2529 and encodes 755 amino acids. Gene Ontology annotation, molecular function: zinc ion binding; metalloendopeptidase activity. Lineage: Eukaryota; Metazoa; Arthropoda; Insecta; Phasmatodea; Bacillidae. The transcript has 8 exons. Gene Ontology annotation, biological process: proteolysis. The record is from RefSeq and is a predicted model, not a curated record.
ACUCUUGUAGGUGAGCCAGCCAGGGCGAGCUGGAGGAGGGAAGAGCCACGCCAGCGGUGAGCGGGGCUGCAGGGGAGGGGCGGCCCAGCUGGCUGGUCACGUGACUGGCCGGGGCGAGCACAGCGACCCGGCGGGACCAGCCUCAAGCAGCAGUGAGGUGUCGGCCCCCGAGCAGCGAGGCACGAGGCACGAGGCACGAGGCACGAGGCACGAAGCACGUGCCACGAGGCUCCAGGUACGACACAGGUGCCGUCCAUCAGUAUGUUCAUUUCCAUCACAAUCAAAGGCCUGCUGCUAAUCAUGUAUCAUUUAAGUGACAGUGUUCCUCUGAGCAACAACACUCGACAGAUGUCGCUGACUGGAAGCUACGCUCCCGCAAUGGAACACGGUGGCCAAGAGCUUUCCGGCAUGAGCCAAGGAGCUACUUCGGUGGACUUGAAAGAUUCAGACAACGACCCAUUGAAACCAACAAUUGAAAAUACGCUAAUGUUGGCGAACGCUACACCUUCUACCUACGUCUUGGAAGCACGAGGAAAAAUCAAGGGUACCGUUGUCGCAGACAGUAAUGGGAAUACCACAGACACUGGCCAUCAGAAAGCACCAACUUCACCCACAUUUGCAAACCAAAUGGUCCCGACAAAUGCCAGUAUGACGACACAAUCUUUGCAGGCUAUCGAUUAUAAUCAUGAUGCACUUGAAGGUAGCGACCAUGCAACGUCAGGAACCUCUGAUCAGGAGGUUGACGGUACUAAUGGCGGGUCGAAAGGCCAACCCAACAACACCCAAUUUAUGGCCAGAUUCAAUGAUUCAACUCCGAUCGGCGAUCUCAGAGCCGUAGUUUCCGCCGAGAACCAAAGCACGCGAGUUACCUUCGUGACGUCGAGCACUCCACGGCCCGUUGACGUCAUCAGCGACGACCAAGUGUCGGUGACCAGCAGGAGCUACUCUGAUCUCAUGCAGACUGUGUCUCCCAGCAGUGGUGAGGAUGGUCCGAGCAGGGACAGUGACACCGGACCGACCAAGAGCCACGUGGAAGCCCUGGCGAGGACCAAGCUAGCCACACACGUCACUGGCCACACGGAGGAGUCCACGGUGAGACAGCAGCCCUCGGUGACCAGCAGGAACUACUCUGAUCACACACAGGCCGUGUCUCCCAGCAGUGGUGAGGAUGGACUGAGCAGGGACAGUGACACCGGACCGACCAAGAGCUACGUGGAAGCCCUGGCGAGGACCAAGCUAGCCACACACGUCACUGGCCACACGGAGGAGUCCACGGUGAGACAGCAGCCCUCGGCGACCAGCAGGAACUACUCUGAUCACACACAGGCCGUGUCUCCCAGCAGUGGUGAGGAUGGUCCGAGCAGGGACAGUGACACAGGACCGACCAAGAGCUACGUGGAAGCCCUGGCGAGGACCAAGCCAGCCACACACGUCACUGGCCACACGGAGGAGUCCACGGUGAGACAGCAGCCCUCGGUGACCAGCAGGAACUACUCUGAUCACACACAGGGCGUGUCUCCCAGCAGUGGUGAGGAUGGACUGAGCAGGGACAGUGACACCGGACCGACCAAGAGCCACGUGGAAGCCCUGGCGAGGACCAAGCCAGCCACACACGUCACUGGCCACACGGAGGAGUCCACGGUGAGACAGCAGCCCUCGGCGACCAGCAGCUACCCGAGCGACAUCCCCCCCACGGCCGAGCAGGCUGAUGGGCCUGGGACCGCUCUCCCCAGCAGCAGUCAGAGAGAGGCAGAUGAGCAAGACGCGGAGUCGCCGGACGGUGACCGGAACCCGGAGGUGAGGCCCGGGUUGUUCGAGGGAGACAUGGUGCUGGACUCGGAGGAGAACAGCCUGUGGAGAGUCGGACUCCGCAGCGACGUGCACAGGAGACGGCUGUGGAGCAACAACACCGUCCCCUACGUCAUCAGUCCUCUGUACGAGCCCGAGGACUACGUGACCAUCUACAAGGCCAUCACCACGCUCAACUUCAUGACGUGCGUGAGGUUCGUGCCGUGGGACGGCCGGGCCAAGGACUACGUGCUGGUGUGGCCCGUCAAGUAUCCCAAAGGGUGCUGGUCGCACGUGGGACGCACCGGUGGGGCGCAGCUGGUGUCUCUGGAGCCGCCCGACCACAAGAGCCGCAACUGCCUGGGCGGGGAGGGCCGAGCCCUGCACGAGCUGCUGCACACGCUCGGCAUAUUCCACGAGCAGUCCAGGGCCGACCGCGACACCUACGUGCGGGUCCACGAGGAGAACAUCCGCAAAGGUUACAAGAAGAAUUUCAAGAAGCAGAGCCUAGAAAAUACCACCUAUGCUUUUGAAUAUGAUUAUAACAGCAUCAUGCAUUAUGGGAAGUAUUUCUUUAGCAAGAAGCGAGGCAAGCCCACCUUGACGGCGCGGCUGGGCAGCAACACCCGGCUGGGGCAGAGGCGGGCGCUCAGCAAGACGGACUGCCUCAAGGUGAACCACCUCUACAACUGCCUCGCGACCAGGCGCUACUACGUCCUCUGCAACGUGCUCGGCAUAUGAGCUCCCGGGACGUCCCAGCAGCAGCCGUCACACACCGCCUCUUUUGUACACCUCUCGGCAAUAAAACUAACAUUUAGUCACA